Molecule: messenger RNA, 5888 nt
Organism: Pristis pectinata (smalltooth sawfish)
Lineage: Eukaryota; Metazoa; Chordata; Chondrichthyes; Rhinopristiformes; Pristidae
Product: xanthine dehydrogenase/oxidase-like
Exons: 30
Coding region: 37-3933 (1298 amino acids)
Molecular function (GO): FAD binding; oxidoreductase activity; iron ion binding
Source: RefSeq, a predicted model, not a curated record
UGUCGCCCGGCGGGUCGGCCAGGGUCAAGAAGUAAGAUGGAGUCUGUCUCCCUUCGGAGGCGAGGUUGUGUCCCAGCCGAGGAGGGCAGUGCUGCAGGGCCGUUAGUCCUUCGAGUGAAUGGAGCUUUCCACGAUGUGAAAGAUGAAGAUCCGCAAAUGUCUCUGGCUGAGUACCUUCGCAGUGUUCUGAAGCAUUGUGGAACAAAGGUCAUGUGUCAUGAAGGAGGCUGUGGCUGUUGUGUCGUGGUGGUUGAGUACGAUGACCCCAUGAAACCUGGAGAAAGAAUCAUCAAGUCAAUUAACUCAUGUUUGUUUCCAAUUGGAUCCCUACUGUCACUGAAGAACCAUUGUGUCAUUACAAUAGAGGCAUUGGGGUCUGUAAGGAAGGGUUUACACCCAAUUCAGCAGCGGCUGGCUGAUUACAAUGGAACCCAAUGUGGAUACUGCAGCCCAGGUUUUGUCAUGCAGAUGUAUGGGCUUCUGAAGAAUAAUGCAACUCCUAGUUCUCAGGAGGUGGAGGAUAACUUUGAUGGCAAUGUCUGCAGAUGUACAGGGUACCGUCCUAUUUUAGAUGCCAUGAAGUCUUUUGCAAAUGAUGCAGACAAAAGGCAAAAAGGAUCCUUUAUUGAUAUUGAGGAUUUGAGGACUUGUCCCAAGACAAAGCAAUUGUGUAAGCGGAACUAUCUGAACAAAAUUGGACCUUGCACUGAUCAAACAAAGAACACAGCCAGCUUGCUUUUCUCAAAGAAUAAUAUAAGUUGGUACCAGCCCACUGUGCUAACAGAAUUGUAUCUGUUAUUGCAAGAACAUUCUGAGGAAGCCGUCAAACUUGUACAUGGCGAUACCGCUAAAGGCGUUUACAAGAAAGACGGACCUUAUCAAGUUUUCAUUGAUGUGAAAGGAAUCGCUGAUCUUUACACAGUCACAAUGCAACCAAGUGGCUUGAAGGUGUUUUCCAACGUCAGCCUGAAUUCACUCAUUGGCCACCUGAAGCAAUAUUCUGACCAGUCACCUUCCUACACGGUUAUAGCUAGUCACCUGCUGAAGAUUGCUAAUGGGCCUGUGAGAAAUGCCGGUGGAUGGGCUGGAAACUUGAUGAUGAAAUGGAAGCACCAUGAGUUUGUGUCUGAUGUAUUUGUGGUCUUUGAAGCUGCUGGUGCUAAAGUGACUGUUUCAGAUGUUACUGAUAUGAACACUUACACUUUAAUGGAAUUCCUUGGUGUCAACAUGCAAGGAAAGUUGCUCUUGUGUGUGGAAAUUCCAAAGCUGGCAGAGGGAGAGUCGAUGAACACUUAUAAGAUCAUGCCACGAAAUCAGAAUGCUCAUACCUAUGUGAGUGCUGGAUUCCGUGUAAAAACAAGAGUUUCAAAUAACAAGCAGUUGGUGGAAUCCGUCUCAAUGGUAUACACUGGAAUUGCUGAAGACUUCAUUCAUGCUACAGCCACAGAAAAAUACCUACAAGGCAAAGAUCUCACUUCCAAUGAUACUUUACAAGGUGCCUUGGCUGUUCUUGACAAGGAAGUAAUUCCUGAUGAUUCUGAUCCACUGUUGGCCAGUGCUGCAUACAGGAAAAUAUUGGCGCAAGGGCUUUUCUAUAAGUUUUACUUGUCUUUGUUGAGUGACAAAACCAUCUCACCACGUAACCGAAGUGCACGAUAUUCUUUGGAACGUCCUGUUUCCUCAGGGAAGCAAACUUACAGCACCAAGCCAGAGGAAUAUCCUUUGACACAGCCCAUCCCAAAAUUAAGUGCUCGUCUGCAGACAUCAGGUGAAGCUCAGUUCAUCAAUGACUUACUGCCUCUUCCUAAUGAGCUAUUUGCUGCAUUUGUUCUAAGCACAGAGGGCAAUGCAACUCUCAGCAGCAUCGAUGGUACAGCAGCUAUGACUAUGCCUGGUGCUGUGGCAGUGCUAAAAGCAGAGGACAUCCCUGGAAGCAACACAUUCAUGCCUCCACCCUUUGCAGUUGAAGAGAUUUUCAGCAGUGGGCCUCUUCUAUAUGCUGGACAACCAAUUGCACUGUGUAUUGCAGAUUCACAGAAACAUGCUCUCCAGAUGGUGGAAGCAGUGAAGGUUACCUACCAAGAUCAGAAACCACCAAUAGUGACUCUUGACGAAGCUAUCAAGAAGAAAUCCUUCCACCCAUCGCCUGGACCAGGGUUACUGACUGGAGAUCCUGCCACAGCGAUUUCAGAAUCUCCCUGCAAGAUUGAAGGUGAAAUUAGGAUGGGUGAACAGUAUCAUUUCUACAUGGAAACACAGAUUUGUCGGUGCGUGUCUACGGAAGAUGGUUUGGAAGUCCAGGCGUCAAGCCAGUGGUUGACUUUGGUCCAGCAGGCCGUUGCCGAUGCUGUUGGAAUACAAGUCAAGAAUAUUAAUGUCACAGCUAAGCGUUUGGGUGGAGCUUAUGGAGGUAAAGCCACACGUGCAAAUUUAGUGGCUUGUGCAGCAGCAGUCGCUGCCACAGCACUUCGCAGACCUGUUCGAUGCAUUAUGGACCUGAGCACCAACAUGAAAGCAGUUGGCAAACGCCAUGGUUAUAUAGUCAGAUACAAGGUGGGGUUUAAUAAGGAUGGUACACUGAAUGGCGUUAUUAUUACUUACUACUGUAACAAUGGGAGCAGUCCAAAUGAUAAUGAAGUUGGGGAGAACUUGGUGUUUUCUGAUAAUGCGUACAGGUGUAAAAAUUGGCAGCUGAUCCCUGUAGCUUUAAAGACAAAUCGCGCCCCUCACACAUGGUGCAGAGCUCCAGGUUCAAAGCCCAACAUAUUUGUCAUCGAGACUAUUCUUGAACAUGUGGCCAAGUUUCUAUCACUGGAUCCAAUUGCUGUAAAGCAGAGGAAUCUGUAUGCUCGGGGAGACCAAACACCGAUGGGCUUCGUUCUGCCUUAUUGCAGCAUUCGGGACCUUUACUCAUCUCAGCUAACAAAAGUGGAUGUGGCAGGACGCAUGCAAGCAAUUAAGAAGUUUAAUGCAGACAAUCUGUGGAAGAAGAAAGGACUGGCAGUGGUUCCUCUUAAAUAUAGCCUGUCCUGGAGCUGGACAUGUUACCUGUGCACUGUUUCAGUAUUUGCCAGUGAUGGUUCAGUUAUAGUAUCACAUGGUGGAAUUGAAUCUGGUCAAGGCCUGAAUACUAAGGUUGCUCAAGUAUGUGCCUACAUGUUGGGAAUUUCAGUCGAUUAUGUCUCCAUAAAACCAACCACAACUAAUAGCAGUCCCAACUCUGGUGCAACUGGUGGCAGCAUCAGCAGUGAGCUUAACUGCAUGGGUGUUCAGCGCUGUUGUAAAAUACUGCGGGAGAGAAUGAAGCCGGUGAGGGACAAACUUCCACCGGGCACAUCCUGGAAGGAUCUGGUGGCAGCCUGUUUCAAAGCCAAGGUGAAUUUGACGGUACAGGAUUGGGUGUGGCCUGACCCACAGCCCAAAGAUGCUCCCCAGUAUAACUCGUAUGGGGUGACUGUUGCAGAGGCUGAGGUUGACAUUCUCACUGGAGAGAACCAGAUCACCCAAGUGGAUAUACUUUUUGAUUGUGGUGAAAGCCUGAACCCUGAUAUUGAUAUUGGACAAGUGGAAGGUGCUUUUAUCAUGGGCAUGGGAUAUUGGCUGAUGGAGGAGAUGGUCUAUGAUCCUAAGACUGGGGCUGUCCUGAAUGCAGGGACAUGGGAUUACAAACCACCAUUCAGCAAGAGCAUCCCUGUCAGUUUCAACAUCGAGCUGCUGAAGAAUGCUCCCAACCCGAUGGGUGUUCUUCGCUCUAAGGCCAGUGGUGAGCCUCCCCAGUGUAUGUCCUGUGCAACGUUAUUUGCUGUGAAGCGUGCUAUUGAGGCUGCACGUGAAGAUAUUGGACAGAACACGUACUUUCCACUAAGUGGACCGGCAACUGUUGAGGUGAUCCAGACAAACUGCCUUGUGGACUACCGAAACUUUAAAAUCUGAAAACCAUACUACAUCAUGCUACUCUACCAAACAAUGCUAAUAAUGUGGCAUGAAGCACAAUGUUUUGCAGUAUCAUCUCAAUAGCCUUGCAGUCUUAUACUUCACUGUUUAAACCUAUAAUAAUCACCUCUUUAUAUCAAACACAAAACUCUCAGAUAAAUACAAUUGUAGAUAGUUCAUGUCUCCAUUCCAGAAUUUCCACAGGUCUCCUGUCAAAAUAGUGCCAAAGAAUCAGAUGAAUCCCCAUAAAGCAUCAAUGCUAUUAUUAAAAUAAUAAAGCUAAUCUAUUUAAUGAUUUGUAGCACAUCCUUCAGCCUGUGAACUUAAAAUUGAUAGCAAGUAUUGUGUUUAAUUUUGAUUGGAUUUGUUUAAAUCAAGAUUUUUUAAAAAGCAAACUUACCACAUUUAUCAAUAAUUUGAUAGUGGUCGGAUUGGAGCUUCAACCAGAUUUCUUCACUUUGAAUGGAUAAUUAAAUUAAUCUAUACUUUAGCCAAAAAUUGGAGAUAAUAGCACGUGAAGAAGCCAUUCAACUUGCAGUCCUCGUGGCAUCUCUUUGCUGGUGAAAUCUCAGUGCAGUGCUCCAUUUCUUCAGCCCAACAUCUGCUUCAAAUUUAUCCCUUGGAAAAACUACUUUUGUUGUUUCAAAUGUUGUCCUGGCUGAGAAAUGCACACAAUAUACAUAAGAAUUAUCUCAUAACACUUUCAUAAUGUCAUUAACAAUUCCACCAAAGCAUUGUAACCAAGAACUAAUUUCGACCACCAGAAUUGCAGCAAAUUGUCAAGGUCAGAUAAUUUACCAUUGAUAAUAUUGAUACAUCAUCAGUCAUUUUUCUUUGUUUUCUCAGGGGAUAAGACUGUCAUUGGCACUGUCAACAAUUAUUGCCAUCUCUAAUUGCCCUCGAGUGUAUGUUGGUGAGCUGUUGCUUUGAACUGCUGUUGUCUGUGAGGCGGAGGAAGCCUCACAGUGCUGUAAGAUAGGGGUCCCAGCGAUUCUGAGCUGGCAGUAGAAAAGGAAGAGCAGUAUGUUUCCAAGCCAUGUGUGAACUGAAGGGGAAUUUGGAUGUGGUGCUGUUUUCAUGUGCCUUCUGCCCCUUGCCUUCCAGAUGAUAGAAGUACUGUUUUUGUUAAAAGAGAAAAGCCUGGGUGAGUUACUUGUAAUUGCAGUCCACUUUCCUUUUUCUUUAUUACACAGUUUUUUUGUAUUUAUAGAGACUAUUUAGCCUAAUCAGAACCUUCCUGGCAUACUAAAAGGUACAUGCUCUUGGCCCUCAACAAAAGUUGCUAUUGAUUUGUUGUCAAAUAUUUUAAAAUGCUUUAACAUUUAUGAAACUUGACUUAAUGAAUCAGAUUAUGAAAUAAUAAUUAACACUGGCUCACUGAUGAAAUGCAUGGGUUUUUACCUAAGUGCAAUAUCUACUAAUCAACAUGUUGUAGCCAACAAGAACCCCUCUCGCAGCAAAGUACAAUUGAUGUGAGUGUUUGAGCAAAGUUCCUCUGUAAGCAUUGCACUGGAAGAUAUACGUAUGAUGAAAAUGUGCAAAUUUUUAGUACUUUGUGUUUUCAGAAUGAAAUGUAAUCAAGUGCUAUAAAAUGGAGCAGACUGGGAUUAACCAAAAUGCUUAAUAACCAUUUCUUCAGAAAAUAUCCUCAAUGCACAAAGUCAAAAUUAAAAUGCUCCAGUAUAAAGAAUUGCACAUGAAUUUAGUGUCAAUGCAAGUUUUGGAAAUGUGAAUCCAAACUUGACAUAGUGUUGGGAAGUUUGGAAAUUUCCAGUGUAACGAAGAAUUACCUUUAGAUCAUAACAUAUAACCUUUUCGGUGAAUAGGUCCAAGUGUAUUUUUGUUAACAUAUAGAAGUUAUUUUUGCUGAUCUCAAGCCAUCUGCACACUUACUAAUGAAGUAAUCUGACUUUAAUUCUUGAAAAAACUUGUUUGUGAUUGCAUUUACUACUUCA